AUGAACGGUGCGGUAGGUCAAAAGUGUCCGCGGGACCUCCAGAGAGGCGGCAAAAGGCGCCAAAUCCUUCGCUCCACGUCAUCGCGGCGGACUGUUUGUCGAUAUAUCAUCACCCUUUUUUUACUGAUACACUCAAAGUUUUUCUAUUUUCAUUCUUUUCUCCAUCGUUUAUUUGAAGUUUCGAAAACUCUUCUGAUCGCAAUGUCGCUUCUAAGCUCUUUUCCCUUUGACUGAUUAAGAACUAAUGAUAACGUUCAAAUGACACAUGUUUCCAAUAUUGUUUUAAACGCUAAAAAAACAUGGGCGCGGGACAAAAGUUACGGUAGGUCAAAAGUGUCCGCGGGACCUCCAGAAAGGCGGCGAAUGGCGCCAAAUCUUCGCCUCACGCUGUCGCGGCGGACAGUCCGUCGAUUUAUCAUCAUCCCCUUUCGCUCUGAUGCACGCGGAUCCUUCCUUUUUUUCGACUCUAUCUUUUGUAAAACGUUUGAUCGCAAAUUUGCUUUGAAAUUCUUUUUCCUUUGAACAACUCAAAGUUAUUUUAUUCUAAAUCAUGGAGUCUAUUUGUUUCUUAUAGUACCCUUUCUGUGUCUGUAGAUCAAUUUUUGGCAGGAUGAUCCCGAAAACGCUGCUUGUCUCUGAACAGUUUUCACCUAUGCUUCUCCUUUCGUGUUGUUUUUCUAUGUACGGGAUACUUCGAGAUUCCAUACAUUUAACAAAAUUUCAAUUUUUCGGAAAUGCAAGAAAGGAAUUUUUCAGCUCUCCCAAGUUAUCAACAUAACGAUGGCGUUGGAAGAACCAAAUUCUGUCAACCAACUAAUACCUGCCACUGCUUCCACCUGUCCCGCUUUCGCGAGAUCGCCCACCGACCAGUCCCCAGUUCCAAAGAACUCAGGUUAGAGUCCAAUACAAUAAGAGCAUGAAAAUUUUAUCCAAAAACUGUUGACGAAAAGAAAGAAAAAUUUUCAGUUAGAAAAAAAUUCUCUGACUAUACGGAAAUUCAUCUCAAGUAUCAUUAAAUAGAGAAAAAAGAUUUUUGAAACGUUGAAGUUUUUGCUUCAAUCGUGUCUCUUUUCUGAAUAGCUUAUGCAUAUACUUUACAUUUGAAAUUUUUUUAAAAUACGUAAUAAAUUCAAGAAAUAAAUUCAAGAGAAGUACUAAUGAACUCGGGAAAUUCUCGAAAAAAACAUUUAUUUUAUACUCUUUUCUCAUUAUGUGAACUUUAAAAAUAAAUUCUAAAAAAAUCUUUUUUUGAGUUUUGUUGAAAAAGUUUUGAUUUUUUUCCAUUUCAAUUCGCCGUGAAUGAACUUUAAAUUCAAAAAUAACAAACUUUCAGCCCGUAAGCCACGUAAACUCCACCGCCAACACCCUCUGAGAACCCUUUGGAUGGAUAACGUGCCUGCCAAAUGGCAAUCGAAGUAUAUCUUUUCGAUAUUUAAGGUCUGUUUUCCCAAACUCAGUCCUUUAGAAACCAAUUAUCUUACAGAAGAAGGGAAUUUCCCCUAAGACGAUUAUGCGGUCAGCAGAGCUCGAAGCCGGAGUAUGAUCGACAUUAACUUUGGGCCAAAUUCACUCAUCGAGAAUUUUUCAGCCUCCAACGCGCCGCAUCGAGUUUCGGACAUUUGCAGACGCCCGACGCGCCCUGUCGUUCAAUGGUAAAUCUGCUGAAAGCCAACCGGAGUACAUUUUUUUGAUCUAACCUCCGCUUUCGACAGUUUUUCAAGAAAAGAAAAAGGUUGGGCCGAAAAAUUUAUGAUUCCUUGGAAUAAUAAGAAAUACUUCAUUCAAAUAUUUUUUUCAGUUCAGCUUCUGACGGGAUGGUUUUUGAAAUUCUGAACAGAAAGUUUUAACAAUAUAAAGCCGAUAAAAAAAGAGAUUUUUUUUAGUUUUUAGAUAACUUUUCAAGGACUCCCUGGUCAGAUAAUUUUUUUAUAUUUUUGAUUAAUAAAUACUUUCUAGAACCGAUUAUCGUGGAUGUCAUCGAAAAGCACAAUUCGAACAGAACCCUUUGGUUAAAAGGCGUUCCCUUCGACUGGGAUCCAAAUAUGAUUAAUUGUGUCUUCAACGUAAGUUUUCCUUAUCCCAUUUUUUUGAAAACUCACUUUUUUACAGAGAGCUGGCUUCCUACUUGUUACACUUGCCACUGUGGCGUCUAAAACUCAGGUGAAAUUGGCAAAAUUUCCAAACCCUCCAAAACGAAAGUUUUUCAGACAAGGAUGUACGGCAUCGAAUUUGAAACGUUCAAGGAUGCCCAGUUGGCUCUGUCUGAGAUGAACGGGAGGAUCUACCCGUACGGCGACUCGGAAAUAUUCAUAAAGCUCAGUAUCCCAUACGAUGCAUCGCCUACGAAGUUUGCAGGUUCGGAUCUGAAAACAUUGGCAAAAUGAAAAUAAUUUCAAAGUUCUGGGGGGAAGGGUUUAUUUUUCAUAUGAAAUUCAAUCAGAAAAAAAGUGUAUAAUUCUAACUUUCACGAGAUCUCAACUAAUUCAUCAUAUUCACGUUCUUUCGAAGUUAUUUUUGUAAAAGCAAAUAAAGAAUUGGACGAUCUCUUAAUUUUUUCUAAAAAAAAACUGUUCCCCUCUUGUCAGUGAAAAAAAAAGUGAGGAAUGUACUAGUAUGAAUUGAACGAACCUAGAACGCCGUGGCGGAUUUCAAGGAUUAAAUAGCCCCCAAAUCGGUUUUUUUAUAUGAAUUGAUGAAAGCGUAAAUAUUUAGGAGGAAGGCUUACGGACACCGUAAGUAGGCAGGACGCCCUGAGAACGCUUUGGAUACGGAACCUGCCACCCGGCUGGAGUAUCACCAAAAUCAGUUCCUAUCUCGAAGUGAGUCCUCCUCAUACCAUUUCUUUGAAAACCCACUCGAUUUUUUCAGGGAGAAGGCUUCAAACUCGUUAGUGUAAUCCAGCCGAACUACGAAGGCAGGGUGAGAUUAACAAUACUUUUCGCCUAAUGUUAAAUAUCACUGACUUUACAGAACGUUAAUUUCUGCGUUGAAGUUGAAACUCACGAAGAAGCUAAGAAAGCUGUGGCGAUUCUCAACGAAACGCCCGUUCCAAAUGAAGAAUCGGAGGUGCUUUUCGACACUUGCCUCGCUUUUGACUGUCCCGGGUUGGUUUGCUCUGAAAAUGCUUAUUAAAAUUUGCGUCAGGUUCGCGUACACUCUGGUGAUAAUGAACCUUCCUGACGACUGCAGUGUUCUGGACGUCUUCGAUGUUGGUUGAACUUUCUAACAAGUUUCCUAUCUUCGUAAAAUACACGGAAACAGAUAUGAUGAAUUUUUAGAAGAAUUUUAUAACUGAGGAAAAAAGACUGAACACAGUGAAAAAAUUAUAAUAAAAUUGGGUAUUAAAACUUGGAUUUCUUUUUUUGGAUUGUUAGCCUCUAGUUUUUUGUUGAGACUGCAUGAUCUUGAAAAUGUUCCAGGCCUUCAAAAAGUACCCGUCAUUCCUUGGAGCGGACGUCGAACGAGACUCUAAAGGGUACCCCAAUGGCAGGGCUUGGAUUGAGUAUGGCGAUGUGCAGGACUGGCGUUCGGCCUACGUGAGUUAGAUCUUCUUAUACUAAGUUUCGACAUUUCCGAAAGUUAUAGGAUUCUUUUAUGAUUCAGAAAAAAAUAAUGACUUUUUUUUGUAUUUCAUUCAAUGAAAAGUUCAGAUGGUUUUCAACCACUUGAGGAUCAGCGAGUUCGUCUACUUGCACUUGCGCAUGGACGUGAAAUAUGCCGCGCACGACCGGAAAAAGUCGCUCGUAAGUUUAUAAUUCAAAAUACACUGAAAAACUUUCGAUUCGAGAAAGGAAAAUUAUUCGCGGUCAACUAUUCUUCCCUUUCUCCAUCUUAGAAUCUCCUCCAAUAAAUAUAAUCGAAAUCCUUUCUUUUCCCAAAGUCUUGCUCGUUCAGACUCCAAGUCCCGAACAACUCACGCAUUUCGAGCGCAAGUCGAUAACUCCUGCUCCAAUUGAACACGAGAUCCGCAAAGACCGGGCGACUUACACUCCCACUUCGCAAUACCCAUUGGUGAGCAUCAAAAAGUUCAUCCAAAAAACCUCAUCAAAGAAUAUUUUAGUUUGAACACUCAAGAAUCUUCUGGCACGAGCUGUUUCAAAAAAUCAUGAUCGUGAAACAAAAAAUAUAUUACUUACUUAGAUGGUCCAUCUUAGCUUUUGACCUUUUAUUGCCUUUUAGUGCCUUUUAUUGAUCGAAGCGUGGACCACACGUUUUCCAGGAGGUCUUAUGCAAUCGGUCAUCCAGUUUUGUCGUCCUGGUUGACUGGUAUUCUUGCGAAAAAGUUCCAUCCGUGGUGUUGAACGUGUUAUAGCAUAAUUUUGGUCUGAUUAUCCUUUUUGCCUUGCCAGGGCUAAAAAAAGACCGCCCAUUCUGUUAGCAGAAGCAAGCCGAACUGCGUGACCGGUGUACCGUUAGCCGCCAUAAAUGGCGUUGCCUCCCCAUCACCGCGUAGAGGUGGUACUUGAAGGGGAAAAAUAUAUUAUUUUGAGAAAUUUUGAACCAUGGAUGAAAGAUACCUUCUACCAAAAUCAGCUAUAUAUUUUCAUCUUCACAGUUUUCUUUCAGACGCCGCUCGAAAAUGAUCCUCAACGUCUUGACUCAACUCCGCCCAAUCAGGCCAAUGCUGAAAAUCGGAUGUCGGACGACCCCACGGCACAAUCCUCUACAGUAAUAAUCAAAAAUUUUCUCCCGAAAAAAAGCUUGUUUGUCUGAAAAAUUGAUCAAAAAUCUCCUAGAGCGAUCCGUGUUUCAAAAAAAUCAUAAAAAAAGUUAGUUCAUUUCUGAAAUCGAAAAUUCAAAUUUUUUGAAAGGUUUUUAUUGAUGAAUGAAAGAUAUCUAUUCAAAAUGAAUCGACUAUCCUCAUCUUUACGGUUUUGUUUUUUCAGACGUCGCAAGGGAUCAAUCCUGAACAGCAUGUCCAUAACUCGGCUUCUCCCAUUAGAGUCUAUCCAGUGGAAUGGAUGACGGAACACCCGUGGCCAAAACUCCUUUCAGUAAGAAUCUAGUUUCACCUGGAAAAACGGCUUUGAAAACGUUUCUUGUUUAAAAACUGAUCAAGAUCUACUGGAGCAGUUCGUGUUUCAAAAAUUAUAAAAACUGAGUGCAUUUUUGGAAUUGCGCAGAAAAAAAAAUUUUGCGGAUGGAUGUUACAGUUUUGUCUGAAAAAAAAAACAAAAAAAGGGGGUUUCAGUCACAACUAUCUUGUAAGGAAUUCAAUCUUUCUGAAACUUGCUGGAGUCUUGAUGAUUGCUAUUUUCACCACUCUGUUAGAGUUUCGUUUCACAUAGCUAGCCGUGAAUCAGCUAUGUUUUCACUUUCAAAGUUCAUUCUUUUAGACUCAACACGGAUUCGCACCUGCUCUCGAACGCUCUUUCAACAGCUGGCUGCAAUUUUGUCAGGCAGAGUCUGAGAAGCGGAUGAAAGGCAGAUCAAGACCUCAAAUCACAUUGGUGAGAAUCGUUUCUCCCAAAAAAACAUUUUCAAAAAGGUUGAAUUGUUUAAAAUUAAUCAGACUAUUCCUGGAGCAAUCUUUGAUUCAAUUAGUAUGUUAGUUUGAUUAUUUUUUCAUUCUUUCGAUGUUUCAGGCUAUUCCCAUAGAGGAACCCGAAUCGCCCAACGAAUAUUUUGACUUUCCUGGUCCCUUAAAUCAGAGCACACCAAUCAAACGGACAACAGACCCUUCAACUGCUCAACACAAAGAAGUGAGAAUCGUUUAAACAUAAUAAAAGCCUGGACUAAGUUUUUUUUUCAAAUCUUUUUCUGAUACACGUUAACACUUGAAGGGUUUGCUAAACGGGAAGAACUCCACUGAACUUGUUGAAUAGAGCAUUUUUUUUUUCUGAACAGUUCUGAUUGACGGAUGGAAGAUAUCUUCACGUAGAAAAAAACUAUUUUUUUCUCUUCAAUAUUCUGCUUUUUUUCAGAUCCCCGCAUUUUAUUCCGUGGAAAAAUCGAAGUUUUCACUUAAAAAAGCAAUGUUGAAAAAAACUUGUUUUGCUAAAAAUAGACAAUAAUAGACAAUAAUAAUGAAAAAUCUUCAAGAUAAAAAUUUUACAAAAAAACAAAUACUCUCCUUUUUCAUAUUUCUGACGUUACAGGAUCCCCAGCCCAGUAUUUUUUUAAAGUCCGUGCUCCUCGAAACCGAAAUGCCACCGUUUUCCGACUCAUUGUGUCUAAUCUCCCUGUUGCGAUCACCAAAGAUGCUCUGUAUGCGGUGAGUGAAAUCUUUUUUCUGCAUUUAUAUAAGAUUUUAAAAUUUCUCUUCGCGAGGUGUCAAACAAUCAAACUUUGUUACAGUUUUCGUAAUGAAGGAACUCGAAAACUAUUUUUUCUCGUCAAAUAGAUCUCUUUCAUCAUUUUCUACAUUGCUUUUCGAAGCAGUCUGCUUCGAAAAGCGGUGUAAAAAAGAAUUUUGAAAGAAUUGUCCUCAAAAAGCAUAAUUUUGAUAUUACAGACGUUCAUUGAAUACCCUUCGUCCUGUGGUCUGAGCAUUGAAUUGAGCACGGACGGAGUUUCAAAGACAGCCGUCGUUACCUUUGGAGAUAGAAGCGAGUGUGAAGUGGCCUACGUAAGUUUGAUAAACUGUCCUAACACUUAAGGCAAUCAAAAAGCUAGAAAAUCUUCUCAAUUCGAACAUAUAAUAAAGGAAUGUUGUUUAAUGAAGAAUUCAGAUGGUGAACCGGAACGCGGUACUCUGCUCGCGGAAACUGGGAAUCCACUUCGAUGCGGAUCCAGUUGGAACUGAAUCGAACAAAGCUUUGGUGAGUUUUGAAUAUUUGAAUUCUCAUUUCACUCGGUUACAAGAGACAUGAAACACACUAAAAGGCACAUAGCUUUAAUGAGAUUCGAUAAGAGGGGGGUUUCAUAGACCCUAACGAGCAAAUUUCAGCAUCACAAAAAUUUAAAAAAAAAACUCAAAAGGUUCAUCAACAGUUUGAAAAAAAAAAUAGAUGCGAAAGAAAAAUUUUGCAGGAAGGCUUCAAACCUUGGCCAUAGGCUCCACAAGCGCAUUUUUUUCUGAAGAUCAUUACUUUUUUUCCAUUUUUCCUCUUUUCCAGAUCCCCGUGGCCGAUAGAAGUCCCGAGACCAGCUUGGUUCCUCUCGACCCUCACCUUCGUGAUUAUCAGCCGGAAAACGAUGCUGCUCCACUUUUUAAUCCGGUGAGAAUCACACAGAAAAGUCUAGUUGAAUGUGUUUAUCUGUUCGCAAAAAGAUACGAAUCUUCAGAGAUUCAUUUUUUUUGAAAUAUUCCAUAAAGCCGCUGUUCAAUUCCAAUUAAAAAAAAUUGACUGUUGCUCUAGAUCAACUUCGUUUUCCAUUUUGCUCGCAUGAAUAGCCUCAAAUCAUCAGCUUUCAAAUUUCUCAAUGAAAUUCCUGAAUUUUUAAACUUUAAAGUUUUCUCAGUUGCCGAGGAAAACUCUCCACCAGCGGAUCUUUUGUCCAAAAAAUGAGCAGUUUUAAUUUUAGAGGCUUUCCGGAUCAGAUCAAAGUUGUUCUAGCAAAAUUUCACAAAGUUCGCAACCGCGAGCAAUUUUACUAAGGACUUGUUCUAGUUCUUUUUCCUAUUCAAGAUCAUGAAAAAAAGAAAAACUGAGAAAAUCAAUCAAUCAACUUCGAAUUUUCUCAGAUGCGAGCAUUUCACGCGCCUCACACGGUGAAGGAUCUGUUCGUUGUGCCACCGUACUUCUUCUCUUAUGGAGUGGCCUGCAUGCCGAAACUCCCGGAACCGUGCAGCCAAGAAGGCAAAGAAGAAGUCAACAAGGUAUAGUCAAUCCAUCCUGACUUGAAAAGCAAGGGAGGCGGAGAAGUCGGCGGGACGCGUACGCGGUUUUUGGCACAAUUUGGAGUCAAGCGCCACCGACUUUUCACAAAGCUCGGUCACCGCUCUUUUUGUAUCUGUUCGGCUAUUUUUUGAUGUAAACAUGUAGAAUUCGAUAAACAGUUUGAAAAAAAAAACAAAAAACCGACCUCACCAAAGAGUCGCCGGCGGUUGACUUUGACCCUACUUCAACCUUGAGCUUUAUGAAUCUGACUGAGAUUCAUUUUUUCCUAAUUGAGUCUAAAUACUCAAUGGUAACCUCAUUUACCUUAUACUUAUUGAGUCAAGAAAAUAGGGAUAUUUUUUCGAACCCAAUGAUUUCUUAAUAUAUUUCUAAUUAUUCGCUGUUUUUUUUCAGAAAAAAAAAGUGGACGUGAAAGUCAACUUCGACGAUAAUGUUGCAGUCAUCCCUGAUGUCAAAAAGCCACGAAAGGUGCCGGCUCGUAAGAAGACAAGUGAGUUUUAUCCGCUAUGAAGCUUAUUUGCAGCAAAAAAAGUUGCGGAAGUUUAGCAAAUUGAAUAUUUUCAAAAACGAACGUUUGUUUUUAUCUGGGAAAAGCUGGGAACCGUGUAAUGAGAAAAGUUUGAUUAUUCUCCCUAUCUGAACAUUUUUUUUCCGCUAGUUUUAAUUAACGUUAGCUUUUAUAUCUUUUGUACGACCUGACAUAAUUGUGAUUUAUUUUUUAGAAUAAGUCCCUGGACAAAAUGGGGGCCAAUUACAGGCAUAGAAACAAUUUAAAGUCAAAUAAAUGGUUUUGUAUCGUAAAUACAUUCUUACAGUUACCACGCCAUUGAAGAGAAACGUUCCAAGGAAAGCUCAGGCGACGCCGAAAAAAGCUCAAGCGACGCCGAAGAAAGCUCAAGCGACGCCGAAGAAAGCUCAAGCGACGCCGAAGAAAGCUCAAGCGACGCCGAAGAGAGAUCAAGCAGCUCCGAAGAAGAAAAAAGUCGCCACGGUCAGAAAAACGCCGACGAAGAAAGCUCAAGCGACGCCGAAGAAAGCUCAAGCGACGCCGAAGAAAGCUCAAGCGACGCCGAAGAGAGAUCAAGCGACGCCGAAGAGAGAUCAAGCAGCUCCGAAGAAGGGAAAAGUCGUCACAGUCAGAAAAACGCCGACGAAGAAACGAGAGGACAGAAAAACGGUGAUGAAAGAAAAAGUGGUCGCUGAGGAGGAGCCUCUUCCUGCACAACUACGACGUUCGAGUCGACAUCCCGCGAAAAAUAUCAAUUAUAAAGAGUGA
This is a messenger RNA of Caenorhabditis auriculariae, 9060 nucleotides long. The record is from the annotation of a GenBank genome assembly. NCBI's taxonomy places the organism in Eukaryota, Metazoa, Nematoda, Chromadorea, Rhabditida, Rhabditidae.